Arthroderma uncinatum is the source of this 1089-nucleotide messenger RNA. Its product is annotated as transporter yif1. Gene Ontology annotation, biological process: endoplasmic reticulum to Golgi vesicle-mediated transport. Bases 1 to 1089 code for a protein of 362 amino acids. Lineage: Eukaryota; Fungi; Ascomycota; Eurotiomycetes; Onygenales; Arthrodermataceae. Gene Ontology annotation, cellular component: COPII-coated ER to Golgi transport vesicle; Golgi membrane; endoplasmic reticulum-Golgi intermediate compartment. The transcript is spliced from 3 exons. The record is from RefSeq and is a predicted model, not a curated record.
AUGCAUCGCUCGUCGUUUGCACCCCCUCCGGCCCAGUCGCCUCCCCUCCACCACCCCAUCCCUCAGCAUGUCUCUACAGUUCCGAUGAUGCGGUCGCCGCCGCCGCCGGUCUCCCAGCAGUCACAGCAAGGGCAGCAGCAGCAGCCCGGAUACAACAACCCCUACCAGCCAAACCCAGCCCAGGGCGGCGGCGGGCAGUUUACCCCUGGGUUCGGAGGCUUCAUGUCAGAUCCGGCUGCCCAGAUGAGCUUCCAGGUUGGGAAGAGCGCGGUGAUGGCCGGCCAGGAGUAUAUGGAGCAGAAUUUAAACCGCUAUGUGUCGAUUCCUGCUCUAAAACACUACUUCAAUGUGUCCAAUUCAUACGUCCUCAAGAAGCUGGCUCUCGUCCUCUUCCCCUGGAGGCACAAGCCGUGGUUCCGCCAGCAGGGCCGCAUGGCCGGGGCGGCAUCGGCGAGCGGCCAGAUCAGCCAGGCCCAGUACACGUCAAUGUACCUCCCUCCCCGCGACGACGUGAACUCGCCCGACAUGUAUAUUCCGGCAAUGGCCCUGGUCACAUACAUCCUGCUCUCGGCGGUACUCGCUGGUCUACGGGGCAACUUUCACCCUGAAAUACUGCGUUCGAUCACGUUUAUUGCUCUGGCCGUUGUGAUAUUUGAGAUCGUCUGUCUGAAGGUCGCCAUGUAUAUUCUCAAUAUCAACAACGACUCCCAGCUGCUCGACCUGGUCGCGUACUCGGGGUACAAGUUUGUCGGUAUCAUAGUGACGCUGAGUGCGUCUGAGAUGCUGACGCCCGGCCAAGGCACCGGAGGCUGGGUGGGCUGGACGGUGUUCAUCUAUACCUUCCUUGCCAACGCAUUUUUCCUCCUCCGAUCGCUAAAAUACGUCCUCCUACCGGACUCGUCUACCGACGCAGCCAUGCGCGGCGGGGCCAUGCCGACCGUGGCCCGAUCGCAGCGCAACAGGCGGACUCAGUUCCUCUUUAUCUACUCGUACAUGAUCCAGUUUGUGUUCAUGUGGAUUCUCAGCAGACAAGGGCCCGUCCCCUCGGCCGCCCCUCCAAAGGUUCCCACGCCAGGGACCGUAUUAUAA